This is a messenger RNA of Venustampulla echinocandica, 336 nucleotides long. RefSeq lists its product as uncharacterized. The record is from RefSeq and is a predicted model, not a curated record. NCBI's taxonomy places the organism in Eukaryota, Fungi, Ascomycota, Leotiomycetes, Helotiales, Pleuroascaceae. The transcript is spliced from 2 exons. The coding region runs from base 1 to 336 and encodes 111 amino acids.
AUGCACCGUUCUCCGGUCUCCCGUCCCAUUCCCAAGCAAAUUAACCCAAAAGACCGCAUUCCCCCUUUUCGGUAUGAACGCCGUCCCACCAUCCUCAUGCCUCCUCCACUUACCCUCUCUCUCCCCGACUCCAUCCCCCUUCACGGCAUCGACUUUUGGGAACCAAGUCUCCCCGCCCUCUCUUUCAUCACCACCAUCGUCCAACCCCCGUUUUCCAACUACGGGUUGUGGACUCUCGUACCAGUCGAAAUGCUCGUUGAAGUGCUCGCCUGGGUGGUACUGGACGAUUUGAGGUGUGCCGAAGUCUUCGUGUGGAGCGAGAAGGUUGGGACCUAG